AGCCUGCAAACAGGGACGUCAUCUCAAGAAAAUGCACAGAAGUGCAGGGGAAGACUGCAAAGGAAAACAGAGCUUAAAAAAGGACAGCUUUGUUUACUUGACCAAAAUAGAGAAGGUAGCAAAACUUUUUUUUUUUUUUUUUUUUAAUUUUGGAAGGAAAUUUACUAGAAAAAAAAAUCUUUGUUCUGCUAAAGAUCACAAAACCAGCUUCAGAUACUUCUAAAAGAUGUUAAAGAUGUUUUUGGAAAGCUUUUUGAUUACUAAGUUAUACUGACUCAUAAGAGCAACGUUGCAAUGCUUACUAAGGUAACCUCACUUCUGGUACAAUGAUUUUCACCAAUGAUGUGCUUUUUCCUUAAAGGAAGGCGGAGUUUCAAGUUAGUGUCCGGGCCAUAAAUAAGAGGGUCCUAUGUCAGGGAAAUUAGAAGUCAGUUAACAUAAGCGUAUACUCAGACUGAGCAUUAGAGGGCUUUUCUAAACUAAGGCUGUUGAAACUGAAGAAAUCAGAUAGUUAUUAGGAAGUUUAGAUAUAAAAUCAACAGUAAGAAAGCAAUUUCUCUUGGCUGACUGAUUAGCCGUGCUUAAGGCAGCAUGAAUCCUGUAUUUAGUACCUUGUUGUUUUCAGUGCUUCUGCUGCUGACCCACAGAAUUCAGGAGCUGGUGGAGGCGUGCAGCUGUGCCCCUGCCCAUCCGCAGCAGCUCAUCUGUGAUUCUGCUUUAGUGAUUCGAGCAAAAAUAUCCAGUGAAAAGGUGGUUCCUGCCAGUGAUGAUCCUCUUGAUACCCACAAAAUGAUCCGGUAUGAAAUCAAACAAAUAAAGAUGUUUAAAGGAUUUGAAAAGCUCAAGGAUGUCCAGUACGUCUAUACUCCUUUUGAUUCAUCACUCUGUGGAGUGAAACUAGAAGCUAACAACAAAAAGCAGUAUCUUUUGACAGGCCAAAUUUUAAAUGAUGGUAAAGUCUUCAUCCAUUUAUGCAACUACAUUGAACCAUGGGAUGAUUUAUCCUUGUCUCAAAAGAAGAGCCUUAAUCAGAGAUAUCAAAUGGGCUGUGGCUGUAAAAUUACUACCUGCUACACGGUGCCCUGCUCGAUCACUGCACCAAAUGAGUGCCUCUGGACAGACUGGCUGAUAGAAAGAAAGCUAUAUGGGCACCAAGCCAAGCAUUAUGCCUGUAUCAAGAGAAGUGAUGGCACUUGCAGCUGGUACCGAGGUGGCCCUCCACCAGAGAAAGAGUUUAUUGAUAUCAGCGAACCUUAAUGUGGUGACUUCCUGAAAAGCCUUGGAGUCUAAUUCCAUCAAAUGUUGCACGCUCACAGCUUUGAACUGCUAUCACCUAAUGUAUCUGUUGCUUAGAAACAAAAACAAAUUGUCCUGUACAGCUGAAGUAUGAGUCUGUGGAAUUGGCACUCAGGCAAGAAGAGGAACAAAUCUCCUGGAGGUAGCUCUCUGUAAAGUUAUGCUUUAUCUAGAGAGGCUCAAGCUGAGAAUGCUUCUCUGUGUUCUCUAAGGCAUAACA
This is a messenger RNA of Oxyura jamaicensis (ruddy duck), 1516 nucleotides long. RefSeq names its product TIMP metallopeptidase inhibitor 4 (gene TIMP4). Gene Ontology annotation, molecular function: protease binding; metalloendopeptidase inhibitor activity. Gene Ontology annotation, biological process: negative regulation of membrane protein ectodomain proteolysis; negative regulation of endopeptidase activity. Lineage: Eukaryota; Metazoa; Chordata; Aves; Anseriformes; Anatidae. The record is from RefSeq and is a predicted model, not a curated record. The transcript has 5 exons. Bases 592 to 1257 code for a protein of 221 amino acids. Gene Ontology annotation, cellular component: extracellular matrix.